Molecule: messenger RNA, 2263 nt
Organism: Haplochromis burtoni (Burton's mouthbrooder)
Lineage: Eukaryota; Metazoa; Chordata; Actinopteri; Cichliformes; Cichlidae
Gene: lmx1a
Product: LIM homeobox transcription factor 1, alpha
Exons: 9
Coding region: 831-1922 (363 amino acids)
Biological process (GO): neuron differentiation; regulation of transcription by RNA polymerase II
Cellular component (GO): nucleus
Molecular function (GO): DNA-binding transcription factor activity, RNA polymerase II-specific; RNA polymerase II transcription regulatory region sequence-specific DNA binding
Source: RefSeq, a predicted model, not a curated record
AAUCUACAGAGAACAAAAAAGAAAAUAAAUCUACGUCGGAAUAUGUGCCUAUACUGGAAUAUGUGCUUAUGCUGGAAUGAGUCAGUAUGUUGGCUGAUAUAACAAAAUCCGCACGGGUUUGCAGUUGUCCGCAAUAGUUGCAACUGGAGCUAGAAUAUAAAAUAGCAUACAGCCAUAUCUUGCUCACAUGUUUCAAUAGGAAAAAUAGAUGUUGUUAUUUUGUAAACAUCAUUGGAAUCUCUAUGAUCCCAUUUACUGCCAAGACUGGGCUAAAGUGAAACUUUGUGAAGCCACUAAUUCGCAGAAAAACCAAACUGAUCAUUUAAAGCUUUGGGGGGAAAAAAAUCAUCACUUAAGUGUGUGACCUUUUAACCUGCAGUUUACUGUGUUAUCAAAUCACAAUUUGAAUACUACUGGCAUUGAGGCUUGUCGAGAGAGACACACAAGCGUGGGGGAGAGAGCGAGUGACCGAGGGAGGAGAGAGAGUGCCUGGCAGAGAAAGAGAGAGAGAGAGAGAGAGAAAGAGGUAACCUGCACCUGCACAUGGAGGAAGUCUUACUCUGUUUCGCGCUCGCUCUCUCUCACUCUCUUUCCCGUUCACCCCUAAUAGGAUAAUUGAUAGACAGCCCAAAUAGUCAAUAACUGUGGACUCAGCGAGGUCGCUGGAAGCACUAAGCAGAAACUUUGAUGCGCUGCUCUCUGCUCCGAGGAGCAAGUUGCAGGGGAACUUUGAGUGGCGGAGAUGCUCUGAGCAGGACUGGGAGUUCAUAACCAAAAUCCUUCGCUGCUGACCGGAAACUCGCAUUUUACAGCUUCUUCAGGGAACAGCAAUGGUGGAUAUACCGGAUACAUCCUUAGAUGUGAAUCGGAGGGCAGUGUGUGCCGGAUGCCAUCGGUUGAUCAGAGACAGAUUCCUGCUCAGAGUCACUGACGGCCUCUGGCAUGAGGACUGCGUGCGGUGCGCAGCGUGCGGGGACGCGCUCACGAACUCCUGCUUUCUGCGGGACCGCAAACUUUACUGCAAACGGGACUAUGCUGAUCUGUUUGCAGUGCGUUGUGCAGGGUGCACAGAAGCCAUCUCUCCCGCAGAGCUGGUGAUGCGUGCGGGGGCCGCUGUGUUCCACCUGCGCUGUUUCACCUGCAGCGUUUGUUCCUGCCGCCUGCAGACAGGAGAUCGCUGCGUCCUCAGGGAGGGACAGCUACUAUGUGCCAGAGAGGGCUACCACCAAUGUCUGGCCAGUCCUAGCUCUUCUGAAACAGGUAAAAGUAAUGAUGAAGAUGAAGAAGUUGAGGAGGAAUCUGGAAGGAUUGCAGGCAGAAAAGUUAAAUCAGACGAUGUGGAGAGCAAACGCCCCAAAAGACCUCGCACUAUUCUGACCACUCAGCAAAGACGCACCUUUAAAGCAUCCUUUGAGGUCUCCUCCAAGCCUUGUCGAAAGGUAAGAGAGACCUUGGCAGCUGAGACUGGUCUGAGUGUCCGGGUGGUGCAGGUCUGGUUCCAGAACCAAAGAGCCAAAAUGAAGAAACUGGCCAGGAGACAACAGCAGCAGGAGCAGCAACAGACUCAGGAGCAGUGUGAACACCCAUCGCAUCACACAGCGCCCUCCAGUGGCAGUGUGACCUCUGAGAUGAAGCACCUCGGGUCCUCUUAUGUCCAUAUUGAACUGCAGCAGCAGCAGAUGGGAAUGACCACACUGGAACAGCAGGACUGGGACAUGGACCCCUUCAGACAGGGCCUGACCCCGCCUCAGAUGCCAGGGGAUCACAUGCAUCCUUAUGGUUUCAAGAGCCUGUAUGGCGAUGUGGACAGAGACCCGCUGUGUCAUAUGGCUGACGGCGACUGCCUCUCUCUUGGCGACUCCUCGCCACUCACUCCUAUUGACCGCCUCUACUCCAUGCAGGACUCAUACUUCACCUCGUGAGGGUGGCUAUCAGAUUCAGACAGACUGAAUUUAUCUCAGAAAUGUGGUAAUUUGGUACGUGGACGUAAAAUGUUAGAAGGGGACAGGGGUACACUCACAGUGAUACCAUGCAAUACUAUACCAUGUUCACCUCUAUACAAACCCAAUUACACUCCUGCCUCUUAUGCUUUAAAAUCUCUUCGGAGUCUCCUGUACGUGCAUGACACUGAACUCUCAUUAUGUUUGAAUGCUAGAUUAUGAGAGCGUAACUGCAUCUACUCAUGUAAAUAGUUGACUGGGUGUGUAUUUGUAUUUAUUCUCCAAAUGUGUGUGUAUGCUGUUCAUCUCGAUCGAAUUAACAA